Messenger RNA from Pieris brassicae (large cabbage white), 1187 nucleotides. It is a transcript of the gene Arp8, whose product is annotated as actin-related protein 8. Gene Ontology annotation, cellular component: Ino80 complex. Bases 231 to 974 code for a protein of 247 amino acids. The transcript has 2 exons. NCBI's taxonomy places the organism in Eukaryota, Metazoa, Arthropoda, Insecta, Lepidoptera, Pieridae. The record is from RefSeq and is a predicted model, not a curated record. Gene Ontology annotation, biological process: double-strand break repair; regulation of DNA-templated transcription.
UACGUCUCAAACUUUGAGCUUUGACUAGUGCCUACACUUUUAAAUCUAUGUCAUGUGUACGCAUAUAAAUAUUACACAGUAUAGAUUUGCCUAUUAAUAAAAAGUUUCAUGUUUUCUAUAAAUAUUAUUGAUUUGUGUGAGAUUAACCAGUGUCUUAAAUUCAGAAUUCCAUGAACUCAAAAAUUUGUUCAAUAUUUAUCCAAGUAGUAAGCAAGUAAUCUCAAAAAGUUAUGAGUAGUGUACAAGACACCGGUCCUGAGACAUUUCAACAAUUUCCUUCGAAUAGGAUUAUAGUAAUUCACCCUGGUUCUUUCUACGUUCGUAUAGGUAGAGCUUCGGAUCUACUGCCUGUAAGACAACUACACUGCAUUGCAAGAAAACGUCGCCCAGAAGGAAUAAAAACAACAAAAAUUCAAAAUCGGCAACCAAGUGACCCAGAAGAUCCAUUUGAUGCUGAAUUUUUAAGAGAAACAGGAAGAAAAAAGGAAGUAGUUGAUUCAGCUGUAGCUGAGCAACAAACAGAAACAGCGAACGAAGCUCAGCCGUCAACUAACACUGAAGAAGACAUUGUUGUUGAUACAUUAGAAGGAGGACCUGGAGACAUUGUUACUCUAGCUCCUGGUCAAGUUUUAAGCCUAGAUGCAGCUAUAUUACAAAGUAUAGAUCGGUGUCCUAAUGAAGAACUUAAAAGAAAAAUGUACAGUAGUAUUCUGAUUAUUGGAGGAGGUGUUAAAGUUCAUGGACUUAACCUAUGGUUGCAAAAUAGACUUGCAUUACAAAUUCCAUAUGCAUAUAAAACUGAACAGUUAGAAAUAGUAACAUCACCUAAAGAUAUUGAUCCUGCUAGUACCGUCUGGAAAGGAGCAGCUGUGAUGUCAUGUUUAGAAUCUGCUAUUGAGUUGUGGAUAAAUCAGAGUGAAUGGAAUAAACAUGGACUUAAGGUUCUGCGGGAGAGAGCACCAUUUAUUUGGUGAAUAUUUGACAUACUUGUUUUCCAUUGUCAAUUUUAAAACUAUUCCCUAUCUUUCUGUUAAUAUGUAUAAUUAAAGGUUUUUCAUUUAACUAAAUGCAGAUGUAUAAUGUUUCCUUUAUUAUAUAGGGAAUGAAAGUAAAAUGCAUAACUUCUUAAAACAAUAUAUUUUAAAAAGUGUUACUAAGGUUGGCAAUAAAGAGAUUCAGAAUGUUUA